GUUUUUGUGAAUAUCACCGUGUGCCUGGCCUGGUCCCAGGUGCAGUGGGGAGGAGCCCAGGAAGAAGGGGACCUAGUUUAAUUUCAGUCUGAGCUAAAAAGCAGAAGUGAAAACCAGACUGGCAGGAGCAGCGUGGAAUAGUAUCUGCAGGCCGGGGCCUUUGGGAGAAAGGCCACACAUGCGUGGCCAUUGACACGAAGUCGCUGUUGCAAGGACUUAAGAGAAGAGGGUUCCAUCCUGGGCAGAGGUCGUGGUUUGGUGUGUAAGGCCCUGUGGAAAUCCGAAAUACCCUCGGUCACACCUCUCUAGCACCAUGGUGCCCCCCGAUGAGGUAACAGUUAGUUACAGACACGGCCUUCCCUUGAUAACGCUCACUUUGCCAUCCAGAAAAGAGCGCUUUCGAUUUGUAGUGAAACCGAUGUUGUCAACAGUGGGGUCCUUCCUUCAGGACCUGCAGCAUGAAGACAAAGGCGUCAAGACCUCGGCCAUCUUCACAGCAGACGGCAGUGAGAUUCCAGCUUCAACCAUGAUGGACGUUUUGCUAAUGAAGGAUUUUAAACUUGUCAUUAAUGAAAUAGCCUAUGUCGUACAGUGUCCCACAACAGAGAAAGCCAGCAGGAAGCACACGACAGAGAUGGAAAACCUGUGUUCCUUGGUGCACAGGCUGUUUGCGGUCCUGCACCUGGAAGAGGCACAUAAGGAGGUGGAGCACCGAUUGCUGGUGAGGAUCGACCACCUGCAGGCACAGUUGCAGCCUCUGGAGCAGGUGAAAGCCAGAAUCGAAGCUUGCGCCGAAGCCAGCACCAGCAGGCUCCUGUGGGCUGGGCUGGCUCUGCUGUCCACGCAGGGCGGUGUGCUGGCCUGGCUCACCUGGUGGGUGUUCUCCUGGGACCUCAUGGAGCCGGUCACCUGUUUCCUCUCCUUCACCAACUCCAUGGUCUUCUUUGCGUAUUUCAUAGUCACACGGCAGAACUACACUUAUCCCACUGCUAGGAGGCGGCAGUUUCUUCACGUCUUCCACAAGAAGUCUUGGCACCAGCGCUUCGAUGUGGAGCAGUACAACAAGUUAAAGGACGAGCUGGCCAAGGCUGAAGAGUCCCUGACCUGUGUGCGCCGCUCGCUGCGCUCGCUGCGGCUGGGGCUGCACCGAGAAGACCCGAGCGAGGAGGCUUAGCUGCGGUGGCUUUUCUGCGCACUCUGAGGCAGUCUUAAGCGAGCUGGAUGUCAUCAGCCUCGCGGUUCGUUUCAGACCUCCUGGCUGGGAGAGACCAAGCCCUGCCUUUUCCCGCCAAGGAUGCAUACCUAGUGCCUAGCUCUCCAGCCGGGCAGCCCUGGCCUCGUGGAAGCUGCGGGAAGUCUGUGUCUGUGCAGUGUAAACUCUCAGCCACAGCGUGGUCUCUGUCCCCACGCCCUGCCCUCUGCACCCCCCUCAGCAGCCCCUGGUCCUGGCCUGUGGGGUCCUGCUGUGUGCACGGGGCUAGAAUCUGUGGCUCCCUCCUAAUGGUUAAUAAAUCCGGUGUGAAGCACA
Messenger RNA from Cavia porcellus (domestic guinea pig), 1528 nucleotides. RefSeq names its product mitochondrial calcium uniporter dominant negative subunit beta (gene Mcub). The coding region runs from base 314 to 1174 and encodes 286 amino acids. The transcript has 8 exons. Gene Ontology annotation, molecular function: calcium channel inhibitor activity. Gene Ontology annotation, cellular component: uniplex complex; mitochondrial inner membrane. The record is from RefSeq and is a predicted model, not a curated record. Gene Ontology annotation, biological process: mitochondrial calcium ion homeostasis; calcium import into the mitochondrion. NCBI's taxonomy places the organism in Eukaryota, Metazoa, Chordata, Mammalia, Rodentia, Caviidae.